CAAAAACCCUGGUCCCCUCCGCCCGCCGCCGCCACCACCGCGCCUCCGCAUUUCAGAUCAGAAGUCAGAGCCCAGAGGGGAGGGUCUGUGGCGCCGCUCCCGUCCCGCCGGAGACCCAAGCGAGAACCGCCACUCCUCCUCCUUCCCUCAUUUUGAAAUCGAUUUCGGCGGCCUCUCACCUCCGCAGCCCGCACCAUCUCUCCGCGGCUGCUGCGCUACUUAACCGCCUCGAUCUGCUCCCCAUUUCCCCGUCCAGAUAAACGCCAGCCGAAACCUUAGGGUCCCGCGCCUCCGCCUCCUUCUUCCCCGCCGCUGAAGAGGUCGACGAUGGCGGGCAAGGAGAACGCAGCUCCCGUGGGGGCCCUGGGCGUGGCGGGGCCCCGGCUCACGCGGGCCGCGGCGAAGCGCGCGGCGGCGAUGGCGGCGGAGGGUCCGGACGACGCCAAACGGAGGCGGGUGGCGCUUGGGGAGCUCCCGGCGCUCGCCAACAACGCCGCCCUCGCACCGUCUCGCCCCGUGAAGCCCUCGAAGCCCGCGUCCAGGCCCGCGAGGCCCGGCGCGUCGGAGGCCUGCGGGCCCGCCGCCGCCGCCGAGGCCGAGCGCUGCGCGUCCUUCUCCCCGCCGCGCGCCGCCGACGCCGAGUCCAACUCCGCCUCCUACUCCCCGCCGCGCACCACAGCCGACACCGCUUUCUCCGCGCCGCCGCGCGCCGCCGACGCCGAGUCCAACUCCGCCUCCUACUCCCCGCCGCUCGCCACAGCCGACACCGCUUUCUCCGCGCCGCCGCGCGCCGUGGCGCCCGCCGACCUCCAGCUCUCCGGGUCCUACGCCUCCGACAUCUACACCUACCUCCGCUCCCUGGAGGUGGAUCCGCAGCGGCGGUCCAGAUCCGAUUACAUCGAGGCGGUGCAGGCGGACGUCACGGCCCACAUGCGGAGCAUCCUCGUCGACUGGCUCGUCGAGGUCGCCGAGGAGUACAAGCUCGUCGCGGACACGCUCUACCUCACCAUCUCUUAUGUCGACCGCUUCCUCUCCGUCAACGCGCUCGGCCGUGACAAGCUGCAGCUCCUUGGCGUUGCCUCCAUGCUCAUUGCCGCGAAGUUCGAGGAGAUCAGCCCGCCGCACCCGGAGGACUUCUGCUACAUCACAGACAACACCUACACCAAAGAGGAGCUCCUCAAGAUGGAGAGCGACAUACUCAAGCUUCUCAAGUUCGAGUUGGGCAAUCCUACAAUCAAGACCUUCCUGAGACGUUUCAUAAGAUCUGCCCAUGAAGACAAGAAGGGCUCCAUCUUGUUAAUGGAAUUCUUGGGGAGCUACCUCGCUGAGCUGAGUCUACUAGAUUAUGGCUGCCUCCGGUUCUUGCCAUCAGUAGUUGCUGCUUCAGUCAUGUUUGUUGCUAGGCUGACCAUUGAUCCAAAUACCAAUCCGUGGAACACAAAGCUGCAGAAGAUGACUGGCUACAAAGUUUCUGAACUCAAGGAUUGCAUCGUAGCCAUACAUGACUUGCAGCUCAACAGGAAAUGUCCAUCAUUAACGGCAAUUCGAGACAAGUACAAGCAGCACAAGUUCAAAUGCGUGUCAUUGAUCCUCGUGCCUGUCGUGAUCCCUACUUCAUACUUUGAAGACUUAGCUGAGUAGCUGCUCUCGGACUGUACCGCUGUAAGGCUAACAAUCUGAGCUCUCCUUGAGCUCUUAGGGACAAGCAGAAAAUAACCGUUUGAUGAGCUUUCCUCUCAUUUAAGUAGCGUGGUGAAAGCUAUUUGUUUGAGGUUCUUUAGGAUUCGCGCCGCUGUGUCACUCUUAGUGAGACCAGGCAUUCUCUUGCUGUGAAUCUUGUAUCAUAUCUUAGUCACACCUUGCCUUGGUCCGUUGGCAACGAAUGUAAUGUUUGAUACGUUAGACCCUUC
Molecule: messenger RNA, 1910 nt
Organism: Zea mays
Lineage: Eukaryota; Viridiplantae; Streptophyta; Magnoliopsida; Poales; Poaceae
Product: cyclin-A3-2-like
Exons: 7
Coding region: 328-1641 (437 amino acids)
Biological process (GO): mitotic cell cycle phase transition
Molecular function (GO): cyclin-dependent protein serine/threonine kinase regulator activity
Source: RefSeq, marked validated